UGCGGCGAACCGUACAUUAACUAACCGUGCUCCAUGUAAACACUUCCAAGACGCUAGGUAUUUUAUGCAAUUAUAUGAUCGUUAAAUAUCUGAAAUUCCUUCUUCGUCUGUGAUCUGUCAAAUACGGAAGCCGGAGUUUCCUUGUCGAUACACGCAUAAUUUAAAAUGGACGCCAAAGAGUUCUGCGAGUUUGGAAAGGCGACUCUCGAGUACAUGGCAAAUUACACGGAGAAUUUACGGGACAGAAAUGUCCUCCCGAGUGUUAAGCCAGGUUACCUCAACGAACUCCUCCCGCGGGAAGCACCGAUAAAAGGGGAAUCCUGGAAAGAAGUCCUGAAAGACGUGGAGAGAGUCAUAAUGCCCGGAGUCUCGCACUGGAAUUCACCUCAUUUUCACGCCUACUUUCCGACGGGCAAUUCUUAUCCGGCAAUAAUCGGAGAGAUCGUGAGUGCCGGUAUUGGUUGUAUCGGUUUUUCGUGGAUGUCAUCGCCCGCCUGUACCGAACUUGAAGUUAUCACGAUGAACUGGCUCGGAAAGAUGCUAAAUUUGCCAGAGGAAUUCUUAAACUGUAGCGAAGGUCCGGGUGGAGGAGUCAUACAGGGUUCAGCUAGCGAAGCGACGCUUAUCUGCCUCUUGGCUGCAAAAGAGCGAACGACUAGAAGGCUGAAGGAAGAGCAUCCGGAUUGGAACGAUGCUACCAUAAAGAGUAAAUUGGUGGCUUACGCGUCUGAUCAGUCAAACUCGUCGGUGGAGAAAGCAGGACUACUUGGCUCGAUGACUAUGAGGCUUUUACCCGCUGACGAAAAAUGCCGUCUUAGAGGAUCAACCCUUCUCGAAGCGAUGCGGAAGGACGAGGAGGCCGGACUAGUUCCCUGCUACGUCGUCGCCACCCUGGGGACCACAGGAACUUGUGCAUACGACUGUCUCGACGAGCUUGGGCCGAUCUGUAACGAAAAUAACGUCUGGCUCCAUGUGGACGCCGCAUACGCCGGCGCCGCUUUAGCCUGCCCUGAAUUUCGACACCUUAUGCCCGGAAUAAAAUUCGCGGACUCGUUCAGCUUUAACCCUCACAAAUGGAUGCUGGUGAACUUUGACUGUUCUGCACUAUGGGUGAAAAACUCAAGGUAUCUGAUCGACGCAGCGAAUGUCGACAGAGUUUACCUCGCUCAUGGCCACGAGGACAAGGCACCGGAUUACAGACACUGGCAGAUUCCUCUGGGUCGCAGGUUCCGCUCCCUGAAGCUGUGGUUCGUCAUGAGGAUUUACGGAGUCGAAGGGAUUCAGAAAUACAUUCGUGGAUCGGUAAAACUGGCUCGUUACUUUGAGAACCUCGUUCGAUAUGACAAUAGGUUCGAAAUAGUCACGGAUGUGACAUUGGGACUCGUUUGCUUCAGAAUUAAGGGUGACAAUUCCUUGACCAAUGAGCUUCUCGAGCGUUUGACAGCGCGGAGGCAGAUUUACGUAAUACCAGCAACAUACAUGGGGAAAACGAUCGUGCGUUUUGUGGUUUGCAGCCAGAAUUGCGAAGAGAAAGAUGUGGAGUUUGCCUGGAAUGAAAUUACAACACAAACGACGGAAAUUUUUAAAUCGCAAAUCGAAGCGUCGGCAGUACUCGAGGACCGAUCGAUAGAGAUCCGCACAAUUAUCACAGAAAAACCCUUGGAAAACUUGACGGACAAGCUACUAGAUCUUGAAAUUACGAGUAGCGUGAAAAAUUCGCCAACUAUUUCGUAAGAUCGCGAGGAGAACGUCACAUUGAACGAUGUGUUAGUUUUACUGUAGAAAAUUUUAUUAGAUUCUUGUCUCGUUUGUAUAUCCUUUCAUGAAAUUGUAUGAACUCAAAGUUUCGCCCGUGCACCAAUAACUGAUCAUAUGAAAUGUAAUUCAUUUCGUCAUUGUUAGUAAUAAAAUGAUUUAUUUUAAAA
Neodiprion fabricii is the source of this 1925-nucleotide messenger RNA. RefSeq names its product aromatic-L-amino-acid decarboxylase-like. The record is from RefSeq and is a predicted model, not a curated record. Gene Ontology annotation, molecular function: pyridoxal phosphate binding; aromatic-L-amino-acid decarboxylase activity. Lineage: Eukaryota; Metazoa; Arthropoda; Insecta; Hymenoptera; Diprionidae. Bases 166 to 1734 code for a protein of 522 amino acids. The transcript has 9 exons. Gene Ontology annotation, biological process: catecholamine metabolic process; amino acid metabolic process.